AUGGCCCCCUCGCCCACACUCAGGUGGGUGGUGCAGUGGUUGGUGUCGGUGGCGGCGUGGGCCGCACUCGGGGGCGGUGCGCUCGCGCACUCGCAACUGGCGCCGGCCCUGGUGCCUCCCUGUCCGACGCAGUGCAUCUGCCUAUCACAGUCUCAGGUAGUAUGCAACAGCGCGUCACUGCGCGGCGUACCGUCAGCUCUGAGCUCCGGAGUGACGCAGCUGUCGUUGUCGCGCGCCGACCUGCGCGUGCUGCGCUCGGAUGCGUUCGCACACCUGCGGCAGCUGCGACGGCUCGCGCUUGACGCCUGCAACCUCACACGCAUCCGCCCCUUCGCGUUCCGCGGCCUGCCCCGCCUGCGCGAGCUCUACAUACAGCACACGCCCCUUGCCACCGUCGAUGCGUUCGCCUUCGCCGCCCUCCAGAAUAUCACCUCCAUCGUCCUUACACACAACAGGAUCGCCCAAAUAGAAGGCUACGCUUUCGCCGGCACCAAUUUCAUUCAGAUCAUAUCCUUGCGUAAUAAUCCGAUCAAGAAAAUACUGAAGCAUGCGUUCGCGGGUUUAAACGACGUCGGCCAGAUAGAGCUACCAUCCGGUAUCAGGUCCAUCGAACCGCACGCGUUUGCGGGACUGGAAGGUGUCGGCGUCCUCGAACUGGCAUACAUGGACCUCCCGGCCCUGCUAAUGGAUACAUUUCACGGUAUGCUGCGUGUGGGCCGGUUGGCUCUACGCGAAUCCGAUCUAGGGAUAAUACGUGUCGGUGCAUUCGACGGUCUACAACGAGUGAACAUUCUCGAAAUGUGUAACAAUAAAAUCGACGGAGUCGAGGAGCUCACGCUGGUACAAAAUAACAGUGUGAACACUUUCAAACUGACCGGCAAUCACAUGUUGGAGUCGCCGGAGUCGGUGUUGCUCGAGGUGGAGAACAUUGUGAUACGCGGGAACCACCUGCCAUGUGAGUGCGGGCGGGAUCCGCUUGCGAACCCGCUGGCGCUGACGGGGGACUUCGCCGAGGAGAACUUCUGCAUCUCCCCGCUGAAGGUGCGCGGGCGCAGCCUGGCGGCGGCGGCAGGCGCGGCGUGCCGCGGCGAGGCGGGCGGCUCGGCCCGCGCCCGCGCCGCUGCCGCCGCGUCCCGCCCGCCGCGAGCUCUCGCGCACCCUGCGCCGCACCUCGCGCUUGCCGGGGCUGCGCUCGCUUUCCUCGCCAACAGCUAA
Pectinophora gossypiella (pink bollworm) is the source of this 1215-nucleotide messenger RNA. Its product is annotated as leucine-rich repeat-containing protein 4B. The coding region runs from base 1 to 1215 and encodes 404 amino acids. The record is from RefSeq and is a predicted model, not a curated record. The transcript has 3 exons. Lineage: Eukaryota; Metazoa; Arthropoda; Insecta; Lepidoptera; Gelechiidae.